GCCCGGUGUAGCGGUCUUGGCGUGUCCGACCUCCCUCCGCUUCCUCACACGGUUCUCCGGCGCGGUUUCGGAGGCAGUGGACUUAGCCCCCGGCCAUGGACUCCCAGAAAGAAGCUCUACAAAGGAUCAUUUCAACUCUGGCAAAUAAAAAUGAUGAAAUUCAGAACUUUAUUGAUACACUAAAUCAUACACUAAAAGGAGUUCAGGAAAACUCUUCUAACAUACUUUCAGAGUUAGACGAAGAAUUUGAUAGUCUGUACUCUGUUUUGGAUGAAAUGAAAGAAAGUAUGAUUAACAGUAUCAAGCAGGAACAAGCUCGUAAAUCGCAAGAGUUACAGAGUCAGCUUAGUCAAUGUAAUAAUGCUCUGGAGAACUCUGAAGAACUGCUAGAAUUUGCAACACGGUCAUUAGAUAUAAAGGAAGCUGAAGAAUUUUCAAAGGCUGCCAGACAGAUCAAGGAUAGAGUAACAAUGGCUUCAGCCUUUCGCCUUUCUUUGAAACCAAAGGUCAGUGACAACAUGACUCAUUUAAUGGUGGAUUUUUCUCAGGAAAGACAGAUGUUGCAGACUUUGACGUUUUUGCCAGUCCCCAAAGCUCCAGAGAUAGAUCCCGUAGAGUGUUUGGUGGCUGACAACUCUGUAACAGUAGCUUGGAGAAUGGCAGAAGAAGAUAAUAAGAUUGACCAUUUUAUACUGGAAUAUAGGAAAACUAAUUUUGAUGGACUUCCACGUGUAAAGGAUGAGCGAUGCUGGGAGAUAAUUGAUAAUAUUAAGGGUACUGAAUAUACAUUAUCAGGCUUAAAGUUUGAUUCCAAGUAUAUGAAUUUCAGAGUGCGAGCUUGUAACAAAGCUGUGGCUGGAGAGUGUUCUGACCCAGUGACUUUAGAGACCAAAGCACUUAACUUCAGUUUGGAUAACUCAUCAUCCCAUUUGAACCUGAGAGUUGAAGAUACCUAUGUAGAGUGGGAUCCUACUGGAGGAAAAAGUCAAGAAAAUAAAAUGAAAGGAAAAGAGAACAAGGGCAGAAGUGGUACACCAUCUCCAAAACGGACAUCUGUAGGCUCCAGGCCACCAGCCGUAAGAGGCAGCAGAGAUCGUUUUACUGGGGAAUCAUAUACAGUGUUGGGAGACACUGUUAUUGAAAGCGGACAACAUUAUUGGGAGGUCAAGGCCCAGAAGGAUUGUAAAUCCUAUAGUGUGGGAGUAGCAUACAAGACUUUGGGGAAAUUUGACCAAUUAGGAAAGACAAACACUAGUUGGUGUAUCCAUGUCAACAAUUGGCUACAAAACACAUUUGCAGCAAAGCAUAACAAUAAAGUCAAAGCGUUGGAUGUUACUGUUCCUGAGAGGAUAGGUGUAUUCUGUGAUUUUGAUGGGGGUCAACUUUCUUUCUAUGAUGCACAUUCAAAACAGUUAUUAUAUUCCUUUAAGACAAAAUUUACUCAGCCAUUACUACCUGGUUUCAUGGUUUGGUGUGGUGGACUUUCUUUGAGUACUGGGAUGCAGGUUCCAAGUGCUGUGAGAACACUUCAGAAAAGUGAAAAUGGAAUGACUGGUUCAGCUAGCAGCCUAAAUAUUGUUACUCAGUAAUGCCUACCUACUCAGAAUAUGCAUACCCCCUCCUUCUGAUUGGGUGGCCUAAUCAUAGAAACUGAUGAGGGCGGAAAUGAGUUUGCUACGUUCUGCUUUAAGGCCUGGAAUCUUAGCGUUAAGCAUCUAGUACCAAGUAUUCACAGGAACCUACCGUGCAGUAUCAUAGAAGCAAAGCAGAGACUGAGCAAGAAGCUGGUAUUUUGAAGAGGAAAUGGAGGAAAGGGCAGUGUUUAAAUAGUUACAUAGAAACUCAUUUUUGUGUUUCUUGGAUUACUUUGGCUCUUCUAAUGUGUUUAGUUACAUACUAGGGCCUGAAGAAAAAGUGUUUAAAUCUUGCCCUCUUUCAUCUGUACUUUCUUUUUUUUGUCUUAUCACUACAUAUUAUUUAGUUCUUACACUGAAGCUUUUUAAAAUUCACAGUCCUCUGAGGUUUCCUAAAAAUUGAAAUAAUUGGUUGGGGAUUCUAGACAGGUUUUCUUACAAUGGUUUGUUUUUCCCCUUUUAUAAAUAAGUUGAGUUAUGCUAAAUUAUCCUCUUUUGUUUUGUUGACUAGAUUAUAUAUAAUUUUCGCUUUUCUAAAUGUCAUGGUAUUUUUCUUAUGGUUAUAACUCAAAAUAAAGAGUGGAUAGAGUUUCUAGACAUAAUAGCUUAAAUCACCCAAAUUUCAGUUUUUUAUCUGUUGCACUAACAGUGGCAAAGGGAUAUUCUUUAUACGUUGCUUUGUUUAAUUAGACUUUUUUUCAUUUCAUUGUUU
This is a messenger RNA of Molossus molossus (Pallas's mastiff bat), 2346 nucleotides long. It is a transcript of the gene FSD1L, whose product is annotated as fibronectin type III and SPRY domain containing 1 like. The record is from RefSeq and is a predicted model, not a curated record. Gene Ontology annotation, molecular function: protein binding. NCBI's taxonomy places the organism in Eukaryota, Metazoa, Chordata, Mammalia, Chiroptera, Molossidae. The transcript has 13 exons. Bases 96 to 1589 code for a protein of 497 amino acids.